CCCUCCCUGGUGGUGGCCGCGGCCCGACCCUCUGCAAGGCGAUGGCUCGGGCCCCGAGUGCGGGCUAACGUGCCUGUGUGCCCGGCCAUGGGCUGUAUCGGCUCUCGGAGCCCAGCGGGUCAGGCAUUUCUGGGGACCGCCAGCUGGCUGAGGCUCAGGGACAGAGACUGCUGCUCCAGCUAAAGUGUCCUCGGACCCAGCCUGGGCUGUGGAGUGGAUCGAACUUCCUCGGGGUCUCUCUCUAUCCUCCUUGGGAUCUGUCCGGACUCUCCGAGGCUGGAGCCGGUCCCCCCGCCCUUCCUCCGUGGACAGCCAGGACUUGCCAGAGGUGAAUGUUGGAGACACAGUCGCGAUGCUGCCCAAGUCCCGGAGAGCCCUAACUAUCCAGGAGAUCGCUGCGCUGGCCAGAUCCUCCCUGCAUGGUAUUUCUCAGGUGGUGAAGGACCACGUGACCAAGCCUACUGCCAUGGCCCAGGGCCGAGUGGCUCACCUCAUUGAGUGGAAGGGCUGGAGCAAGCCAAAUGACUCACCUGCUGCCCUGGAAUCAGCUUUUUCCUCCUAUUCAGACCUCAGUGAGGGUGAACAAGAGGCUCGCUUUGCAGCAGGAGUGGCUGAGCAGUUUGCCAUUGCAGAAGCCAAGCUCCGGGCAUGGUCUUCAGUCGAUGGUGAGGAUUCCACCGACGAUUCCUAUGACGAGGACUUUGCUGGGGGAGCUGACACAGACAUGGCUGGGCAGUUGCCCGUGGGACCUCACCUCCAGGACCUCUUCACUGGCCGCAGAUUCUCCAGGCCUAUGCGCCAGGGCUCUGUGGAGCCUGAGAGCGACUGCUCGCAGACCGUGUCCCCAGACACCCUGUGCUCUAGUCUGUGCAGCCUGGAGGAUGGGUUGUUGGGCUCCCCAGCCCGGCUGGCCUCCCAGCUGCUGGGCGAUGAGCUGCUCCUUGCCAAACUGCCCCCCAGCCGGGAAAGUGCCUUCCGCAGCCUGGGCCCCUUGGAAGCCCAGGACUCACUCUACAAUUCGACCCUCACGGAGUCCUGCCUUUCCCCUGCUGAGGAGGAGCCAGCCCCCUGCAAGAACUGCCAGCUGCUCUGCCCACCACCAAUGGGCAGCUGGGAACGGCAGCGGCAAGCCUCUGAUGUGGCUUCUUCUGGGGUGGUGUCCUUAGACGAGGAUGAGGUGGAGCCAGAGGAACAGUGACCCAAAUCAUGCCUGGUGGUGGCAUGUGUCCCCUGGCUGCUGCUAGGGGCAGAGCCUCUGUGCCCAACUGCAGCCUAGAGGGCUCCUGGGAGCACUCAAUUCUCCGUUGUGUGUUUUGCAUGAAAGUGUUUGGAGAAGAGGCAGGGGCUGGGCUGGGGGCGCAUGUCCUGCCCCCACCUUGGGGUUUGCCGGGGGUUGCCCGGGGCCCCUGGGGCAUGGCUACAGCUGUGGCAGACAGUGAUGUUCAUGUUCUUAAAUCAAAAACACCACACACAUUUUCUCCUCAGAUGAUGUGAACCCCUAAGGGGGUUGUUGUGACUGGGCUGUGUGGAGGUGGAGUGGGAGGGAGCCCGGCCACUCCCUCUGGCCUCCCCAUGCCUCGCUCUUCUGUUUCUCUCCUCACCUCUUGAGUCUAUGUGCAGUGCUUGAUACAAUCACCCUUGCCUGGGUGGCCUGGCUCCUGCCCUCCUAGAGCCUAUGGAUUGAGCCGUCCCCCAAGGGCCCCUUGCCCAGCUGGGCACGUGCUGUGCUUCACUUCUCCAUCGUCUCUAAAUCUUUUUCUUUUUUUCCUAAAGACA
Molecule: messenger RNA, 1776 nt
Organism: Galeopterus variegatus (Sunda flying lemur)
Lineage: Eukaryota; Metazoa; Chordata; Mammalia; Dermoptera; Cynocephalidae
Product: protein FAM131A
Exons: 7
Coding region: 353-1198 (281 amino acids)
Source: RefSeq, a predicted model, not a curated record